GACAAACUCGUCUACGAAAGAUACAACUACAACCAAAUCAUCAGUCGCAAAACGUGCACAGGAAUUACACAAAGAAAAAUUCCACGAAAAAAAGGUCAUAGAAGAGAUAUCAACAGGAAGUAUUGCUGUAUCUAUAAUGAAGAAACAACAAGCAGGCGAAAAAAUUGAUCCUCCUUCACUUCGCUUUAAGGCAAUUCUUCCUAUACAAGCACUUUUGCAAAAUCCCGGCAGUCCGUAUUAUCCUGAUGCUUUAGAGAAAUACUUUCAACGACCUCGCGGACAAGAAUUUGAUAAUAUUUUUUACGAAGAAUAUUACCAAAAAUACAACAUUUGUGUCCACCAAAUACACGACCUCCGAAUAACUCAACAAGAGAUUUAG
Molecule: messenger RNA, 379 nt
Organism: Paraglomus brasilianum
Lineage: Eukaryota; Fungi; Glomeromycota; Glomeromycetes; Paraglomerales; Paraglomeraceae
Source: the annotation of a GenBank genome assembly